Molecule: messenger RNA, 2213 nt
Organism: Ooceraea biroi (clonal raider ant)
Lineage: Eukaryota; Metazoa; Arthropoda; Insecta; Hymenoptera; Formicidae
Product: methylglutaconyl-CoA hydratase, mitochondrial
Biological process (GO): fatty acid beta-oxidation
Cellular component (GO): mitochondrion
Molecular function (GO): catalytic activity
Source: RefSeq, a predicted model, not a curated record
CGGAGAGAUUCACGCGGCUCGCCGUCGCCUCUCGCCUCAACUUUCUUCGGCCAUCCCUACCCAUCAUCAUCGCCACCACCACGUUGUCACCGUGCGCCAGCACCGCGUUAUCGUGUCGUUACACGUCGCCGUGUAGUAUCAUGUUGUCGUGACGGUCAGCAAAGUUCGGGGAGUCCGAGCGGCGCAACGUGACGUUCGCGCACGAUCACGCACGCGGAAAUUAAAGAAGCGGUCCCAACGAGAGAUUGCCGCGGCUGCACACGCACGAACGCGACGCGCGCGCGCACGAUCCACGCACGCGGAAAUUAAAGAAGCGGUCCCAACGAGAGAUUGCCGCGGCCGCACACGCACGAACGCGACGCGCGCGCGCACGAUCCACGCACGCGGAAAUUAAAGAAGCGGUCCCAACGAGAGAUUGCCGCGGCCGCACACGCACGAACGCGACGCGCGCGCGCACGAUUUCGCGUGUAACACCAGUGCUCUCGCGCGCGCGCAAGCGCUCGACGCGAAUGCUCCUGGCUGCAUCGUAAUCCCGAAAUAGGAUCAAGGAUAACGACGUCGUAGAUUUUUCUUGCCACUACUACCGUGCGUCCCCGUGCGAGUGCUGGGAAACCGGUUCGUUGUGUUGAUUCCCCUCGCAGUUUUUCAAGAUAAACGAUAAUUGUCUACCAUGGCUUCGUUAGUGGCGAGCGUAAGAGUAGCCAAUUCUUUUCGUCAUUUGUGCGCCUGUGCCGUAAGGACACUGUCCACGAGCGCGAUGCCGAAUCCCAAGGACGAGGCGAGGGAGGUGAUUGUCAAUUACUUGGACGGGAAGGACAACGGCAUCGCCGUGUUGGGACUGAACCGACCCGUCGCCCGUAACUCUUUCGGGAAGACCCUAGUCUCGCAAUUGAACGAAACGCUGGCUGCCAUCAGGCAGAACAACAAACUGCGAGUGCUAAUCGUGCGCAGCCUGGUCCCGAAAGUAUUUUGUGCCGGGGCGGAUCUGCGGGAGCGGUUGAAGAUGGACACCUCGGAGGUGCCGGGAUUCGUGUCCUCCAUAAGAGGUCUCAUCAGCGACAUGGAGACCUUGCCGACUCCGGUGAUAUCGGCCAUCGACGGUUACGCGCUGGGUGGCGGAUUGGAGCUCGCGCUGGCCACCGACAUCAGAGUCGCCUCUUCGGAGGCCAAGAUGGGCCUGGUGGAAACGAAACUAGCGAUAAUACCAGGCGGCGGUGGUACGCAACGGUUGCCGAGAAUAGUCGGCGUAGCCAAGGCUAAGGAACUGAUCUACACGGCGCGGAUCCUCGAUGGGGAACAGGCGAUGCAGAUCGGUCUCGUGAACGAGGUGGUCCCGCAAAACAAGAUCGGCGACGCGGCCUACCAAACGGCUCUCGCUAUCGCGAGGGAAAUUUUGCCCAAUGGUCCCAUCGGCGUUAGAUUGGCGAAGGUGGCGAUAUCCAAAGGUACGGAAAUGUCUCUGGAAGACGGCCUGGAGGUCGAGAAGCAGUGCUACAGCAAGAUCGUGGACACGAAGGACAGAAUCGAAGGACUCGCCGCUUUCGCGGCAAAGCGAGUGCCGGUUUAUCAGGGAGCGUAAAAAUUCACUGCAUCAUCGCAAUGAAUGCUCAAUUCCAAUACGACGAACAAAAUGCAUUUUACAUGAGCCUCUCAUGAUACAUAUGUAUAUAUCAGCGUUUCGCUGAGUGGCCGUAUAUACUAUAUAUACAUACACGCAUAUAUAGAUUUUGAUACAUAUUUUUAUCGGAAAUGCAUUUGCGAGCGCUCGGUGCCGAGUAAUGGGAGUUAUGUAGAAAUAAGAGGAAUUAACGUUGUAGUUUUCACGCGAGCCACAAGAAAACAGCGUAAACACUAACCUUGUACAUUUUACCAUUUACAUAUGCUAAUGAGGUAAAGGCGUACUUUUAUACUUUAUGUCAGCAGCAGAAAAAGAUUCUACGUCGUGACACAUAAUCUCACUUCCGUCUUCCACAAUGUUACGGCUCUUCUCGUCGAUAGUACUAAAAUUUAGCAGUCUUAUUAUACAUACAUGAGGGUACAUGUAUAUUACAUAUACAUAAAUGCAUUAAGAUAUGCGCGGAUGUGUGAUACGUGUGCAUGAGAUCUGUGUGUGAGUCACGAGAAAUAAUGAACUAUAUUCAUAAUACCGAUAACCUUUUUAUUCAACGUUUAUCAUCUUGUGUAAGUGAUGAUAAUAAAACACUCGAAAAGGA